UCCUCCGCGGUUGAUAAAGAGUGCUUUAAUUUCAUGUUUCAGAUAAAUAAAAUAAAAUGAGCGUGUUUUACGUGUCAAACCUGCACCUGAGCCCUGGCAGGUACCAAAUAGGCGACUUUGAGGAAAAAUGGGACAAAAAAUCAAACGACCUUUGGAAAAGCUGCCCAAGCUCGGCGUCCAGCCAGGACCAACUCGUCAAAGGCAAAUCGCCGCCCUUCCUGCGCCAGGUGGGCGCGGCCGUGGUGGGCAGUUGGCCGUGCCUGGCAAGCGGCGCCAGUCUGGGCUUCAUCACGCCGGCGCUGCCCCUGCUGAGAAGUCCCAUGGAGACGGUGGUCGUGUCCGAGGACACGCUGUCGUGGGUGGCGAGCGUCCUGAUGCUCGGCGCCCUCCUCGGCGCCGCCCUUUCAGGACCGCUGCUCGCCCACGGCCGCAGAACCACCCUUUGGAUCGUCGCGGGGCCCCUCGCCUUUUCGUGGGCCGCCCUGGCGCUCGCCCACGCACCCUGGCCCCUCCUCCUCACGCACUUUUUGUUUGGCGUGUGCAUGGGCAUCAUCGGCGACGCCGUGCAACUGUACGUGAGCGAAAUCUCGCACCCGAGCCACCGCGGCGCCCUCGGCUGCAUCCCCAUCCUGAUGUUCAACGCCGGCACCCUGGCCUGCUACACGGCCAGCCUCUUCCUCGAGUCCUGGAGAAACUUGGCGUGGUUCGGGGUGGUGCUGACCCUGCCCGGGAUCAUCCUGCCCGCCCUGAUUCCAGAGUCACCUUCGUUUUUGGCCUCCAAACAGAAGCUGGACGUGGCCCUGGCCGCCCUGCAGCGUCUCCGAGGCCUCGACUGGGAUUUGAACGCGGAGCUGGACGAGCUGCUGCGGCUGCAGCCGGUGGCCGCCACGUGGGGUGGCCGCCUGGCCGCGUUGAGGGCGGCGGCCAAGCCGAUCCUGCUGGUCGGCAUGGUGAGGGUGUCGAGCCGGCUGUGCGGCAUCAGGGCGGCCAUGGCCUACCUGCAGCCGGUGCUGGCGGCCACGGCCUCCUCCGUUUCGGCCGAAACGGCCACGGUGGUGGCCGGCGGCCUGCAGUGGGUCGCGACGCUGGCCGCCUGUUUCUUGCUGGACCGGUGCGGCCGCCGCGUGUUGCUGGUGGCCUCGCAGGCCGUCAUGGCGGCCGCCCUGGUGGGCGUGGCCGCCGGCCCCGGGGGGCCGUGGCCGCUGGCCGGGCUGGGCCUGUUCGUGGUGGCGAACGCGGUGGGCCUGGGCCCGGUGUCCAGCCUGCUGCUGGGGGAACUGGUGGCCCAGCAGCACCGCUCGGUGGCCACCUCGGCCACCGGGGCGGCCAGCUGGGUGGCCGCCUUCCUCGUCACCAAGACCUUCUUCGACCUGGAGCGCCUGCUGGGGGGCGUGCAGGCCGUGCUGGGCUUGUACGCGGCCUGCUGUGCAAUGGGGGCGCUGGCCGCCGGCCUCUGGGUCCCUGAAACUCGAGGGGCGUCGCCGCUGCAAAUCGAAAACCUCUGCCAACAACCUCAACAACCGUCUCAGCCUGCCUGAAUUAUGGAAUUCUGCAAUCUCAAUAAGAUGAACUCUGUGCCAAGAUAUCAAAGUUGAAUCUAAAUAUAUUUAUGAAACUAUGUUUUAAUAUUUUUCUGUAUUAAGUUCCUAUUAAUAAA
Molecule: messenger RNA, 1657 nt
Organism: Neocloeon triangulifer
Lineage: Eukaryota; Metazoa; Arthropoda; Insecta; Ephemeroptera; Baetidae
Product: facilitated trehalose transporter Tret1-like
Exons: 4
Coding region: 57-1538 (493 amino acids)
Biological process (GO): transmembrane transport
Cellular component (GO): membrane
Molecular function (GO): transmembrane transporter activity
Source: RefSeq, a predicted model, not a curated record